AAGCAAAAUUCUAACCAGACAGCUUAUAAGUUAAAAAUUUGGAGACUUUUGUUAUUUAUAAAUAAAUGCCCUGUCAUUCAUCUACGAAAGCUAAUGUAAUACUAAACUUUCAAGAACAACCAUUAAUCCAAGCUAAACUUUCUAUCAUCCUCUUCUUUACAAAUGGAGACUAAUCAAUUUUCUCAGUCCUUCCAAAUUCUAUUUGCUUUUGCAUUACUCGUUCCUGUAUUCAUCAAAUUAGGAAUUACUAUUAUUAGAUACAACACCAAAAAAUCUACAGCUCCAAUUAGGCUCCCUCCUGGGCCAUGGAAGCUACCAAUAAUCGGAAACAUGCACCAAUUAGCAGCCGGCGGCCCGUUAACCCACCAGGUCAUGACCCAAUUAGGAAAAAAAUAUGGAUCCUUAAUGCACCUUCAACUCGGAGAAGUGUCUACAAUUGUAAUUUCCUCAGCAGACACAGCAAAACAGGUGAUGAAAACUCAGGACAUAAAUUUUUCUUCAAGGCCACCGCUUCUUGCAAUGAAGAUUUUCGUGUACGAUUACACGAGCGUUGGUUUUGCACCGUAUGGCGAGUACUGGAGAAAGAUGAAGAAAACUUGUAUAGUGAAUUUUCUAAGUGCCAAACAUGUUCAGUCCUUUCGUUCGCUUAGAGAAGAAGAGUUUUCGGGGCUUAUAAAAUGGUUAGACAUACAAGCUGGAAUUGGAUCCCCUGUUAAUUUGACAAAAAAGUUGCAUUCAACUUUGUCUAGUCUUGUUGCUAGAGCAGCGUUUGGUAAAAGAUUUAAAGAUCAAGAAACGUUUAUUUCACUUAUUGAUAAAGGUGGGAAAUUGGCAGCAGGAUUUAAUGUAGCUGAUUUUUUCCCUUCGUUUAAGUUGCUUCAUGGAAUUAGUGGAAUACAGGGGAAACUUCAAAGUUUGCAUAAAAAAGCAGAUAAAAUACUUGAGGAUUUUAUACUUGAACAUAUUGCAGCAGCAAGCAAUGGUGUUGGUGCCUCAAAUGAUCAGAAUUUAUUGGAUGUCCUUUUAAGAUUUCAGAAGGAAGAAAAUCAAAUAACUCAUGACAACAUUAAAGCAGUUGUCCUGGACAUGUUUGGUGCUGGAAGUGAAACAUCAGCAACAAUCAUUGACUGGGCAAUGGCUGAGUUGCUGAAGAACCCAAGUGUUUUAAAUAAAGCCCAAGAAGAGGUCAGAGAUUUGUUCAAUGAUAAAGGCUGUGUGGAUGAGACAUACUUUGAUAACUUAAAGUACUUAAAAUCAGUUAUCAAAGAGACACUAAGGUUACACCCACCACUCCCUUUCUUACUGCCAAGAAUAAGUAGGGGAAAAUGUGAAAUCAAUGGCUAUGAAAUACCAGCAAAAACACAAGUGUUUGUGAAUGCUUGGGCAAUUGGAAGAGAUCCGAGAUAUUGGAAGGAACCAGAGUGCUUUAAACCGGAGAGAUUUCUGGAUAGUUCAAUUGAUUUUAGUGGAAAUAAUUUCGAGUACAUUCCAUUUGGUGCUGGAAGAAGAAUAUGCCCGGGCAUGUCAUUUGGUUUAGCAACUCUUGAGCUACCAUUAGCACUUCUUCUUUACCAUUUUGAUUGGAAGCUUCCCGUUGGGAGGAGCCAUCAAGACUUGGAUAUGACUGAGACUUUUGGUUUGUCUGUCACUAGAAAACUUGAUUUGUAUGCAAUUCCUAUAGUCUCUAGACCCUUCACCGUUUAAUUAUAAGGAAAUCUCUCUCUCCAACAAUUUAAAGAAUUUUUACAUUAUUAGUGCAAUUUAACUCCUUGAGGAUAGAAUUGUUGAAGAAAAUAGACAGCAAACUUAAAAAC
This is a messenger RNA of Lycium barbarum (goji berry), 1814 nucleotides long. RefSeq names its product premnaspirodiene oxygenase-like. Bases 163 to 1704 code for a protein of 513 amino acids. The record is from RefSeq and is a predicted model, not a curated record. Gene Ontology annotation, molecular function: monooxygenase activity; heme binding; iron ion binding. NCBI's taxonomy places the organism in Eukaryota, Viridiplantae, Streptophyta, Magnoliopsida, Solanales, Solanaceae. The transcript is spliced from 3 exons.